AUGCAAGUGGGAGAAAUUGAAGAAAGAAGGGAGUCAACACCAACAGUCACUUUCUUUGACUUGUCUUUACUCAGGAAAUUUGGGUCAAACGUUAACUUUCAGUUAGGUCGAUUGCCAAUACUUUGUCUACUGUUCCCCCAAUCUAACGAAUUCACAGCGAGGGAAUAUUACGAACCGUGGCUGGACAUCGAAAACAAUUCACCCAGAUGGAUGCGAAUCCCGCAACCACAAGGUCGCAACAUAGACAGACAAUACCAAUCGAACGACAACAUCGAGUCUGGAAGACACUUCAAACCAGAGACCAUAUACAAGAUAACAGAAACCUUAGGAGCCCUGAACACAGUCGGCAGAUACCUAGUCAACAUAACCAAGACCGGUGGGGAGAACACGAACAACUUGUCCCCAGACGUACCGAGCGCUUUGUAUACCAUCAGUAAGAACGUGCUAGGGAGGAAUGUGACUGAUACCAUCGCUCCCUUUGUUAGAGAAGCUUUGCCCCCAGUAGAGGAGCCUAACUACUCCAAUGAGCAACUAGUAGCCAGUAGUAGCCAAGUAUACACGGUGAACCACGAGAAUGCUAACAAAAAUGAGAAAGUUGACAAAGAUGAUGAAGAUGAAGAUCCAAGGAGUUGUACUACGCCUGAAGGCAUAGAAGGAUACUGUGAUGACUUGAGUAACUGUCCACAACUUCUACUCAACCUAGGAAAUUUGAGGCAAUCACUCUGCUUCAAGAGCCUUUUUGUCCCCGGUGUCUGCUGUCCAAAAUCUGCUAACUCUCAACCGGAUAGCCUGAGCCCUAUCCCGACUAGUACUAGUACUACCACGACUACCACACAUCGCCCAGUUACUUUUGCUGCCAUUUAUUACAACACAGAAAAAACAACCACUCAGAAACCUCAAAAAUUAUCUCCAGUACCCAGUGUUAUUGUAACCAAACCUCCUAUCAAUAUACCCAGCUACCCUAAUAACUUACCUCCAGUAGCAGUCAUAGGAAAUAAUUAUGUGGAUCCAGGAGAGUGUGGUCAGCCAGAAUCUGCCAAAUUCCGAGUGGUGGGUGGUGAAGAGGCUCUGCCCGGGAGAUGGCCAUGGAUGGCUGCGAUUUUUCUUCACGGAUCCCGAAGAACUGAAUUUUGGUGUGGAGGUUCCUUACUCACAGCUACACAUGUCUUGACAGCUGCCCAUUGUACGAUAGAUUCUCGCCAAAGACCAUUCGCUGCCCGCCAAUUCACGGUUCGACUAGGCGACAUAGACCUGAAAAGAAACGACGAACCAUCGGGCCCAGAAACAUUCAAAGUGGCAGAAAUCCGAGCUCACAAGCAGUUCUCCAGAGUGGGCUACUACAACGACAUAGCCAUCCUGAAGUUGGACAGACCAGCCAGGAAAUCAAAGUACAUAAUUCCCCUUUGUUUGCCCCCUCCCCAACUCAGGAACGACAAGUUUGCCGGGAGGAAAACGACUGUCGUAGGAUGGGGUACCACUUACUACGGGGGCAAAGAGAGUACCGUGCAGAGGCAGGCGGUGUUGCCUAUUUGGAGGAACGAGGAUUGCAAUGAGGCCUAUUUCCAGCCGAUUACUGCCAACUUCAUUUGCGCUGGUUAUUCACAAGGAGGCACCGAUGCUUGUCAGGGGGAUUCUGGGGGUCCUCUGAUGAUUCAUUGGGAUGCCAGAUGGGUGCAAGUAGGAGUGGUUUCAUUUGGAAACAAGUGCGGGGAACCAGGUUACCCAGGAGUUUAUACAAGGGUCACCGAGUACUUAGACUGGAUAGAACAAAACACUCGAACGUGA
This is a messenger RNA of Phaedon cochleariae (mustard beetle), 1785 nucleotides long. The record is from the annotation of a GenBank genome assembly. Lineage: Eukaryota; Metazoa; Arthropoda; Insecta; Coleoptera; Chrysomelidae.